Molecule: messenger RNA, 3851 nt
Organism: Strongylocentrotus purpuratus (purple sea urchin)
Lineage: Eukaryota; Metazoa; Echinodermata; Echinoidea; Camarodonta; Strongylocentrotidae
Exons: 12
Coding region: 361-2892 (843 amino acids)
Biological process (GO): tRNA-type intron splice site recognition and cleavage
Cellular component (GO): tRNA-intron endonuclease complex
Source: RefSeq, a predicted model, not a curated record
AGCGAGAAGGUAUGGUCUCAGUCAGUGCACGUGUACGGCCGUGUGACGGACUGUGGGUGGACGUCAAAACGGAAUGAGCAGCCUAGCUAGCUGUAUGUUCUGUGUACGAUACCCGACAGAGCGGCGCAGGCGACCUUUAUGUUUCGCAUCUAGAGUACAGUACUGUAGUACAGUGCAGGCAUUACAUUUCGCACAAAGUCAAAGCAAAGGAUACAACGCCUAAACUUACUAAAGCCCUAAGAGGAUACCAAAAUUCACGGGUUCUGAUGAUGAUCUGAGAAUUGGAGCUGGGUUUGUGAAAAGGAGAUAAAGCUGGAGUCAAGGUUCGUUCUGAAGAAAUCAAAGGACUUUUCUACUCCAAUGGCGUCUGAAUUUAUCUUUGGUGCUGCUGCAGGGGGAGGUCCAAUAAAGGCUUUCGUGCUGAGUGCUAAGGAUCUAGUUGAACACAACCACAAUCAGACAGUGAUACCAUACAGAGACCUGUUUACAUGGCUUUCUACUUUGUUUGAUAGUGCUAAGGAUCUAGUUGAACACAACCACAGUCAGACAGUGAUACCAUACAGAGGGCCUAAAGAGGGACAUCCUGAUGGCAGCAAGAAACAAGACCAACAGGUUGAGCGAAAGCGAGAGCAGAGACAUGAACUUCUGAGGAUCCAAAGAGUAUCAAGACUUGGUACCUUAUCAGUUGGAGAAUGGGAGCCGGAUAAAGAGCUGGUAGUCGUCAAAAAUCACAAGGGCAAGUUUUGGCGAACCAUGGGCUACAUGCUGCAAGGUCAGAAGUACCUCUAUCCUGAAGAAGGCUUGUUUCUUUUAGAAGUGGGUUCAAUGGAGCUGCAAUACGGUGGUACCCCCCUCUCUGUCCAGCGAGCGUACAAUCUCAUGAUCCCGACCUACAUAGACAAGGAACACUACAGAGUAUACUGUAAUCUCAUGCGUCUUGGAUACAUCACUACACGACACAUUGAGUCUGAUGUCACUGAUUAUGAAUAUCGGCUUCGCAUGCACCAGUACCGUCACACCCAGAACUUGGCUUACCACAAGGUACAGGGCUGGUUUCAACAACUCGGGAAUGAUGAACCUAUGAACUCCAUCUGGCCUGACAGCGACUCCAACUCUGAAAGUCUCAGCUCCACGUCCUCCCACCAGAACUGGUACAAACGCAACAGGAUGUCAGCAGGUUACAGCAAUGCCAACACGAACAGCAGCUACGGGAGGGAGCAGUCUGGCUGUGACUCGUCAGAGGUAGGCAGCGCAGGAGAGAUGUCAAGAGCCAUCAAAGCAAGACAGAGAAGUCAUAGAUCUCCGGGGAAAUCAAACAAACAAGCUAACAUGAAAAAUUACAAAACCUGCCAGAAGGAGGAAGAUAAAAGUGGCAUGAACUCUGACAAUGUGGAACGUAGGAAAGAUGCUGGUGAGGGGGAGAGGUGUUCUAAGCCCACCAAGAUGACAGAUGAUGAGGCAUGUACAGGGACGUCUAGAGACUGUAAACAAUCUGAAGGUCAUGAUGGAGAGUCGCCGAUAAAGACUUGUGAGUUUGUUGAACCAAUGGAACCGAUUGAUAGCACCAAACCUUCGAAAGACACUUCUGAUGAGAGUUCUGUGUAUUCUGAUGGUCCUGUUUACCCCGAUGAUGAUACCGGCAAAGGGUCAGGAUUUGAGGACAUGAGUAUCAGUCUAUUAGACUUUCACAAGAGAAGGUUGACUGCAAGCAGUGAGGACAGUUCGAAGAAACGCAAAAAGAUGGAGAUGAGUGGUACUGAAAGCGAUAGCAGCAGAGGAGGAAAAGCAAAAUUCAAUUUCUCUUCACAUCUGAAUGUUUGUCCACCGCUUCCGCCUCACUCUGGGAGAAAAGCUUGUACGCUUGAUGAUAGCGGGAAAGACACACCGAGUGAUCUUGACCAAGAGUCGGCCAAACAUGAUCAGAAUUACAGAUCGUCAAGGAAACGGGUCAAACAGGGCUUGAAGGAAGGCAAGCACCAUGACAGGAGUGUGAGCUCAGAUCUAGGGCUCUCUGACACGGCCUCUGAUACAUCGGUAGAUCUGGAAGAGUUCCUGGACAUGGUGGUUCCGAUGAUGCAAGGAGAACCUGAGGGACCUGAGAUCAAUGACAUCCAGGCCUACCUGGAGUAUUCUCAUUGGAACUUUGAUAAGAUUACUCUACCAGACAUAGCUUCGAGCAUCAAGCCUGCUCACCUUCCGUUCCCUUCCAAGGAGCUGGUCCCUGCAAGCAUCGCUGCCGGGCGUUGCAUUGAUAACGUAGCAACGGUCAAAGAGAAACAGCUGGAGCUCACUAAGCUGUGCAACAACAAUAAGAAGAUCCUGGCCAAGUCUAAGAAGAUUAUUGAUGUUCUUGAGAUCAUUGGUGAUAGGAAGGAGAAGAACCAAGACUCCAAGACUCCUUCUAGUGACACGACCAAGGAACCUGACAAUUGGAAAGAAUACAAGGAGAAGAAACAGCAGGAGGAACAGAACUUGAGUGACUUGAUGACUUCUCCUGUGAGUCAUCUCUGGAGUGGAGCUGUCAAGCCCUUGCUCAAACCAUCAGAUGCUAAAUCAACAGGUCAUGUAUUGAACAAACUGCAGGUCAUUCAGGGAGCAAAUCUGACCUGUGAACAUUCUGGUCAAAGAUUCUCUGCACCAAUCGUAGACUCUAAGAUAGCAUUUGAUGUUUUCCUGCCGGACAAGAAAUACAAGAAGACCAACCCUGGUCAGCCUAACUUCUGUGUGGUUGUGUGCAGUGAAGAAGAUCCUGUCCCUGAGCUUGCUGCUCAGCUAGACUUGCUGAUGAAGGCUGCCCCCGUCCCAUUGGUUUGGGGUGUCGUAGACAAUGCUGACAUCAACUUCUAUACCCUCAAUGACAUCGAGCUCCCUGUCGACAUCACCAUCGGUUGAUAAUGACAUCGAGCUCCCCAUCGACAUCACUAUAGGUUGAGCAUGGAAGGAGAGGAUGGGUUACAUACUGAUUAUAUGAGAGCUUGGAUUUCAGGAAUUUUUGGUACUUCAUGUUCUAGUUGUGCAUAUGUUAUCUCGGCUGAUAUGGAUGCAAGUGAAUUGUUUUUAUCGGUUAUGCUAGCACUAAGCUUGAUUAAAGGCCCACUGUACUACUUGUAGCUACUUGCUCCCUCUAUAUAGAAAACAAUGCCUAAUCGGUGAACAUUGGUCCCCCAUGAUCCUCUUUUUCUUAUGUUAAUUGAGAGCUGAGUUGAUGACCUUCCUGGGUGGUCUAAUCCCUCCUAGCCAAACUAGUACAGAUGGGCUUUAAAGCUCAUGUUAAGAUUUGCAGAUUUAGUGUAAAUAACUGAGAGGAAUUCUAGACCAUGGCUAUGUACCUGUACACUUGACUGUGUGAGGACCCUUCCACCCUGACGGGUCCCCACUCUACAAUCUCAGCACAGACAUAAUGUGUGUGUUUGUGUGUGUGUGUGUCACAGACACAUGACCCUUGCGUAUAUGUGAUGGUGCACAAUGACGUUGUUUCAAUUUUUGUGCUGGGUAAAGCAUAUAGCUGUAAGCAUUUGCCUUGAUUCCAUUCUAUUUCUAAUUCAUCACUUUUAAUAUGUGUAUGGUAUAGAUUAAAUGCACUAUUGUGCAAGCACUCAUUUUUGGAAGGAAUAAUAUUAAUUUUAUUAGAGAUAAUGAGAGAUUUGUUUCAUACAAGGAAAGAAUAUAUUAUAUGUAUGUGAUAUUAUUGUCUAUGUCAUGUGUGUGUGUGUAUUGUGAUAGAAAAAGAAAUUAUAAUGUAAAGUAGUUUAUAUUGCAAUGUCUGUGGCAUUAAAUGCACACUUCAUAUUGAAGUGAAACCUGUGUAUAAAGACUAUUUAAGGGAGACAUGGAAAAAUUUACAAAUAGUA